UUCAGGUGUAAACCCAACCAAUGUCAUUUAUGUGAAACCAUUACUUUUUAUGUGCACUGGCAAUAAUAAUGGUAAGCACAACUACAAUAACAACAAUUGCUGCUGGACAACCAACGAGUAGCUUAAAUCAUCAUCCGCAUCAACAGCAACAGCAACCAGCGACGACACUAGGCUCAACCAUAACCGCAACUGCAACCGCAAACAAUUCCAAUUACCAGAGAUCAGCAUCCCAGCAGCAACAGCAACAACAACAUACACAGGCGUAUCACCAUCCAUCAUCGUCAACAGCGUCAUCGUCAGCGACACAUAACAGCUAUUACAACUCAUUAACAUUAAAUGGUGUUGGUACUGGCGUUGGCGGCAACAACAACAUCAGCAGCAAUAGUAACUGUGCCAUAAACAACAACAACGACACCGGCAGCAACGUCAAAAACAGAGUUGCCGCAAAAAACAUUUCACUAAGUGGUUUCGUCACCACAGCGGAGCAAGAGAGUUGUGGUGUUGUUGUAGACCACAAUUCAUCUCACUACUCAACGCGACCUUCGUCAUUGUAUAACGGCAGUGGUAAUAUUGCUGACGACGGCCAGACUGUAGGUAACAGCGGCAGAUCCACAACAACAAUAACAGCAGCAGCAGCAGAGGAAACCGCAAGCGUAGACCAACAACAGCCACAAAGUCAUGAACCGGCAGCAGUCGCAAAGUCACCAACAAAAACUGUGAAUUUAUCGCAAGCGCUGCUCUCCACAUCACCACCGCUGCUGAACGAUCAAAUAUCGCUACUAUUUCCAAAGUGUCGACCACGUCAAUCAUCGCCCAAUAGCAACGCUCCAGCCAGUCGCAGCAGCAACACGCAGAGUAAAAGUCAGAAUAGUUGCGAUAGUGAAGUCUUGAGCGUUACGCGAACGCUCCAAAGCGAAGCAUACAUUUCAAACACCGUCAACAGUCACAAUAAGCGCGUGAACUCUUCACUUGAGCACGACGUGGGCAACGAAUCUGCAACGAACGUGAGAGCAGCACCACCACAGCCGCCGUCAUCACCGCCGACCACUACAAACUAUUAUAAAAGCGUCAAUAUUAUCACCCAAUCACCACCACCGCCCUCAACGUCUUCGGUAUCAUCCGAGUCGCUGUCGUCGGUGACGCCGCGCAUUUCUACGAAUCCCUUUCUCAGUCACACAGACAGCGUAGAGAAAAAACCACUCGAACGCGCAUCACGCCAUCAGCACAAAUACAGCGACGAAGAGAGAAGUGCCGUAAGCAAUCGUCGCGCGCGCAACGACAAACGUGACGCUGUUCACUACAACGAUCACGGUAUCUGCGACGACGACGAGGACGAAAACAUUAACGAUAACAAUAUCGUAGAAGACGAAGAGCUGCCAGUGCCCUCGUAUCCUCCAACAUUUUACUACCAUACCGAAACCAAACAUUCACAACCACAAACGCGACAACGUCAUCAUCAAACCGGCGACAGCAGCAAUAGUUACGAAAUGCCGCGCAAACGCGCCAGUUAUGGGUCGCAUCACCACGCCCAGCAGCCGUAUACACAUUUCGCAACCUCAGCGACACAGCAGCAUCAACAAAUACAGUUGGCACAGCAUAAACAGUCAAACCAUAACUCGAACGCAGCAGCGGGCAGCUUGAAUCAAAAUCCAUUCAUUAAAGAUGGCAACUAUUGGGAAGGACGUGAAGCGCCAGUAUCAGCGCAUAGCGCAGAUAAUACUGAACGUGCGCGUUUACCGCCCCACUAUAAUGACAUAGACGACGCGGAGUCACACAACAUACCAACGCCUGUUAGCACACAAUCGUCAACGUUCGGUCCAACGACCACGACAGCACCAAUUGCUAGCGCAGCGUCCAGCACCUCCGCUCGACGCGCCUAUCACCAGCAACAGCCUUAUACAAAUAGUGUCCCACCCCGGCAACAUCAUCCACAGCAGCUGCAGCGGCCACAAGCGCACAUCAGCCGACUUAGUCGAACUACUGUUGAACCAGGCACUGGAGAACAUUUUGCCGAAACGGCUUCAAAACACGGAUUCCACCAGAAACAGCAACAGCAACAAAGUAGUCUACAAGCCGUGCAAAAUUCAUGUUCCGAAGGUCUCACUCCACUCGCCAGUCAUUAUUUGUAUGGCAGCAAAACAUCGCUGGAACAACAGCACCAACAAAAUGUCAUUAAUGUCGGCGAUAACAGUAUACUCGUCGAGCGUGAAGUAAGAGAACGUGAUAGAGAACAACGCGAGCAGCGAAAAGCGGCGGCAGCGUAUGGCGAGUGGGAAAGAGAACGUGAACGAGAGCGAGAAUGGGAACUGGAACGUGAACGAGAACGAGAAAGGGAAAGAGACAAGGAAAGAGAAAGAGAAAAAGGGCGAGACCGCGAACGCGAACGCGAUUUUGAAAGGGAGCAAGGCCGUUUCAGUGAGCUCUACUUGGGCGGCUCACAACAGUAUCAACCAGCAAAACAUCGUAAUUCCAGAAAAAACAGCACUGUCGGUGAUACAAAUGGGCAUCCUGCGGUCAGCAAUGGUGAAGUGGUAGUCUUUGAUGAUAUCACCGAGAGUUGGCAAAACUUGAGAGUAACAACCGACACAAGUGUCCCAACAAUGCCACCUGCUUCGACUCGACAACACUUACAGCAGCAACAGCAGCAGCAGCAGCAGAGCCACAGACAGCCCACAUCCUUGACACUGGUUGACGACAAAGACGAAUACGUUGAACAAGUCAUCAGCCAGCAUGCCGAUGUGGAGGUAGCAGGAAAUCACAACACUAGCAACAAUAACACGUCAAUAAUGUAUAAGGAUCAUCCAAAGAGAUACUUGGAGCGAAGUAGCUACACAAUGCACGCAGUGGAAACGCGACACGGCAUCAUAGAAUACGAGGGCUCACCACGUCGCAUUGGUGCGCAAACACUUGGCGUUAUGCCCGCGGAUGAUGAAGCCGAGGAAGCGAUGGCGGUGGCGGCGGCAGGUGCAGAGGAGGAAGUAGAAGUGGAUGUAGAUGUGGGACUGCCAAUGCAACCAAAUUCGUCGCACGUACAGCAAACGCAUAGCCAGCAGCACUCAACAAAGGUAGCUACAACGGCAACAACCUCUAAUAAUGGCGGUGGUGGCAGUCAAUAUACAACAGUAACAACUACGCACAAUUCGCCACAGCAACAAUAUCCGGCGCGUCCCGGUUUCCCACAGCGUAUUAUUUCACCGCCGCGUGAGAGCACUCCGCCAAUAAUGCUGCUGAGCCAUAAUAAUUCUAAACAGCAACAACAACAACAGCAACAGCUAGAUUAUCAGCAACAACUGCAACCACAAGCGUUGCCGCAACGGCAAUCGUCACCGCCCACGGCUUGCACUUUGGACAAUAACGCCGAGGAUACAAGUAAUGAUGUAUCCGAGAUUGGCACAAUUUCCGAUUUGACCACACCGGAGGCAAUAUCGGCAACGGGUGCGCCAACAACGCCCACACGUACCACCGAUUCACCGGCGGUUAAUGCGACCAACAAUACAGCAAUGCCACCAAGUACGAGCGCCAUGGCGUGCAAACCAGUAGCGACGUUUAGUAGCAGCGCCUUUAGCAUACCAACCAAGUCUUCGACGUUCGACUACCUCUACGAAUUCUCCGAGACGCGCAAAGUGCUCGAGGAGUUCUUCAAGUGCCCCUCGAUGGACGAUCGGCCGGUUGAAAAUGGCAGUGAUGUUGAUAGUAUCGACAUUCAAUACGAGUUCCAAAACAAUUUGGAUCGUGGCGACGAUGAUGAUUUAGACUCCCACUCAAAUAUUAAUGUAGAUGCAGAAGAUGAAGACGAUGAGGAGGAGGAAGACGAAGAUGAUGAUGAUGAUGGCCUAAUGGGUGUGGAUAUGGAUGAUAUACAUCCCCAGCACCACCACCACCACCAGCUACAGCAACAGCAUAACAACCAAAUGCGGCAGCUGCAAACGACAUUGCAACAGCGCAACAGUCAUCGAGAAUCACAGUUACAUUUGCAAGCAUCACCAACGCAAUACCGCCAUCAGCAACAACAACCACAACAGCAACAUCAAAAACAACAUCAACAAUACCUCCAGCAGCAGCCACUGCAACAAUUGCAAUCGCAACAGGAGGAACAACAACAAAGAUCAACUAAUCAUCGCAAUCGUGCACAACGUCAUCAACAACAAAACAGCAGCAGCAAUAAUAGCACCAACAAUAGCAACAUCUACAAUAAUUCAGGGCAUGCACAUCGGCGGCGCUUUACCGCUAGCCCAUUAAUGCGUGACUUUGAUUUCUUCCUGGAUUCGGCCAGUCGCAGCAGUGGCGAACAAUUGGAUCAACAAGAUGGUGUCAAUCACAAUCAGUUGGACACACCGAGCACUUACCGUUAUUCGCCUGAGACAACGGACUACGACUCAAAUUGCGGAGAUUUGGAUAGUCUCUCGGGCGAAAUAAAUGGCGUCUCAACAUUCUGUUCGAAUUACACAAAAUACUAUGCCUCCAGCAUGCCCGUGCUGGAGGACGGUCUCUCGUCGGGGCAUACCUCCGACACGGAGAAUAACAACCAAAAUAAUCUCAACAGCAACUUGCAGCAGCCGAGCACUGCGAUACAUCACAACCCCAUCGGUAGCGGAGGCAUUUCGAUGCUGAUGGACAUGAAGCGCUUAUCCACUAAUAAUAGCAUAAAUAGCAUGAAUAAUCUCACUAUAUCGACAGCAGAUGGUGGGGGUAGUGUUGGUGCUGAGCCGCGGAACAACUCGAUAUCGUCGAAUAUUUUGCGCGAUACUCCCUACUUGCGCAAAAAUGACAGCCCUACUGCAAUAGUGGGCUUACAGGAGGAUUCCGGACGCGAUUCGGCACGCUCGAGCUCGAAACGUGAUGGACGGGGAGGUGAACGCGAACUACUAGGACAGAGUCCUACAAAUAACAGCAACAAUAAAGUAUUCAAGAAUAUUGAUCCUGAGCUGGAUUCUCUUUAUUCGAUUAGUAUUUUCCAUCGGCCUGACAUGGUGCAGAUGACGCCGCCACCACCCGCACCAGCGCCACAUCGCAAACCGAAUAUACUCAGUCCAGAACCGAAAAUCUUGCAACCCACGCCCUACAAAGAAAACCUGCACGCUGCACCUGCACCACCCAGCGCAACUUCGCCCAUUAAUGCACUCGGCGCAGCCACUGGUUCAAAUGCGGGCAGCGGCGUUACAUCUGUGGCUUCAGCUAUAAGCUCCACACUUAACCGUGGCAAAAUACACACACAGCAGAGCAGUUCUGCCAUCUCACCGUCAGGCCACAGCUCCGCACUACGCUCCAACCAAACACACGCGCAAUCACAACCACCGCCGGUGCCAUCACAGCCAUUGCCAUCAUCGCAGACCCAAUCACAAUCACAAUCGCAGCCACCGCCACCAAUCCCAGAACGCAAUAUGCCGCGUACGCCUUCGCCUGUGAUGAACUCACCCGUGUGGCUACCGCGCCAUUUGGAUAAUAGCGCUAACAAAAGUCUGAUCGCAUCCUCGCCGGGACAUCACUCGAAGAAUCUGAGCGCCGAUGAAGACGAUGUUGAUACCGAUCUCGAAACAGAUCGUCUGCUAGGCCAUCAACGGCUGGACGAUCAAGGUUAUUACGACGAAAAUAAGUCAUGGGAAUCGCGUAAGCUGCGCUCGUCUCUACUCGCGAAAAUCUCGCCCAAGCAACAAUUGGCGAGCACAAAAACACGCAACGGCUACAAUGCUUUGCUCUCGACCACACCCGAAAUCCCACCGCCGAUACCACCGAAGAACACCACUAGCAAACUGCUCGACAUUGAUGGUUCCAUGUCAUCAUCCGAGCAUAGCGAUAAAUCGCCAAUUAAAUCGAUCGACACACAAGACUGUGUUGUGGCGAUGGGCAGUCCAGGCGGCUCGGAUGGCUCCGCUUGCAUUAGCAGCAACUCAAAGAAGGAGCUCGACUUGUCGACGAUCAACUCAAAUGGGCUGCCAAACAGCGGUGGCAGCAAUAGUGGCAGUGGCAGUGGCAGCGGUAGUGGUAGCGCAGGUGGAGUUGGCAGUAUUGGCCUCGUUGGCACUGGCAAUGCGAAUGGCAGCGUUGGUGGCAGUGGCAGCGGCAGUGGCAGCGGUGGCGGCAGUGGCAUUGGUAAUGGCAGUGGUGUUGGUGGUGGCCACAGCAGCUCGGCUGGUUCCAAUAGCACCAGCGGCGAAAAAAAAGUGAAAAAGAGUAAGAACAAAGAAGGUGGCGCAGUGCUGAUUGAGGGUGUACUCUUUCGCGCCAAGUAUCUGGGUUCCACACAGCUGGUUUGUGAGGGUCAACCUACGAAAUCGACGCGUAUGAUGCAAGCCGAAGAGGCGGUCUCACGCAUUAAGGCACCAGAUGGCGAUGUACAGCCCAGCACCGAGGUGGACCUCUUCAUAUCAACGGAAAAGAUAAUGGUUCUCAACACAGACCUCAAGGAAAUCAUGAUGGACCAUGCGCUGCGCACCAUCUCCUAUAUUGCGGAUAUUGGCGAUCUGGUUGUGUUGAUGGCUCGGCGCCGUUUCGUGCCGCAGGAUAUUGAUGAUGCGCCCAAACCGAAUCGCACACCAAAGAUGAUCUGCCACGUCUUUGAAAGUGAUGAAGCGCAAUUUAUUGCACAGUCAAUUGGACAGGCAUUCCAGGUGGCUUACAUGGAGUUCCUUAAAGCAAAUGGAAUUGAGGAUCAUAGUUUUGUCAAAGAAAUGGACUAUCAAGAGGUACUCAACAGUCAGGAGAUCUUCGGUGAUGAGCUGGAGAUAUUCGCCAAGAAGGAGCUGCAAAAGGAAGUGGUCGUACCAAAGGCCAAGGGCGAGAUAUUAGGUGUGGUGAUUGUGGAGAGCGGUUGGGGUUCAAUGUUGCCAACUGUGGUCAUUGCGAAUCUCAUGUCGUCCGGUGCAGCGGCGCGUUGUGGUCAAUUGAAUAUUGGCGAUCAGUUGAUAGCCAUCAAUGGCUUAAGUUUGGUUGGACUGCCGUUAUCCACGUGUCAAACGUACAUAAAGAAUACUAAAAAUCAGACUGUGGUGAAGUUUACGGUAGUGCCGUGUGCACCUGUGGUCGAGGUUAAGAUUAAAAGACCCAAUACCAAAUACCAGCUGGGUUUCAGUGUGCAAAAUGGUGUGAUCUGCAGUUUAUUGCGUGGCGGCAUCGCUGAGCGUGGCGGAGUGCGUGUGGGUCAUCGUAUAAUUGAAAUAAAUAAUCAAAGUGUGGUGGCAGUGCCACACGAGAAGAUCGUCAAUCUGCUGGCGACUUCUGUGGGCGAGAUUCUAAUGAAAACUAUGCCGACAUCAAUGUUCCGAUUACUUACCGGCCAGGAGAAUCCAAUCUAUAUUUAAGGCAAGCGUAUUUGAAUAAAAAUAAAAAGUAGCUAUUUAAAAAAUAAACAAAACUUUAAACUGGCUAUAACACAUAUUUACUAUGCUGAUGAAUAAACCAAAAACUUAUACUUACCUUAACAAAUACAUAUAAAUGAAUAGUUGCGAGUCACCUUUAGCAAUUUAAGCGAAACUUCACACCUGUAUUUCCAAAAACAAUAAAAAAAAACAAAAAAAGUAAAACCAAAAAUAAACAUAAAAAAAGAAAAUUAAUAUAAAAAUAAAUAUAAAAAUAAAAAAUAAAAAUAAAAUAAAAAUGAAAUAAAAAUAAAAAUUAAUCUAAAUAAAAAUAAAUAUAAAAAUACAAAUACAAAUAAAUGAGGCAUUCAAAUAUUAAAUUAAUCAAUUGUAAAUUACAGUUUGUUAACUAUUCUAAAACAACAAGAACAACAAUAACUUUGGCAAAUGUAAAAUGAAAGUAUUCAUUAGAACUUCAUAAAACACACACACACACACAUAAACGCAUACAAAUAUUUCUAAAUAUAAUUGAAAUGCAUAAAGCGAAGCAAAUACGCAAAAGCGAAAUGAAGUUUGAAAAAUACUCGAAGCACUUCGAAAACACUUAAAAAUACACGUAAUUGCAAAUAAAGAAAAAAAAGGAAAGACAAAAAACAGAAAACAAAAAAAUAACGGGAAGCCAUAAGCGUUCUCAAAACCCAAAAUGAACUAUAAAUUAAACUGCAAGCAGGCAAAAUAUUUCUAUGUAUGUAUUUACUCUGUUAGCUGCCUAACUAACUAGCGUUCUCUGCUCUAAUAUUACGCAUACACACCCAAACAUACACACACACACACACACUAAUAAAAUAUAUGCAUAUAACCAUGCGAAAAAUUAACAAACACCGCCAUUAAAAACAUAAACUCACGUUUUACAUUCACAUACAUAUACACACAUAUAUAGCAAAACAAAAUUAAAUAAAAAAAAUAAUAAUAAUUAAUGCAGACCAUUAAGAAGAUAAAAGUAAUAAUGACUUUAGUUAUACUAAUUGUUAGAGUACUUACAUAAAUAGUGUUGAGAUAUAUUACAAAAAUACUUGCAUACAUACAAACAUACAUGAAAAUUAUAUAUAGCAAAAAUCAUAGCAGAAAUAAAAAAAAAUAAAGUUAAGCUACAACCGCAAACCGAAAACCACAAAUUGCAAACACAAAAAAUCAAUCGAGAACACGUUGACCUUUUGCAGAAUUCGUCCUUACAGUGCUAGCGUUAGCUUAGUUGCUAUUAUAUACUUAAAUAAAGAGAAGAAAAACUAAAUAAAUUCAUAUAUAAAAAUCGAUGCAUACAUACAAACAAGCAUAUAUAUUUUCUAGUUUAAAAUAAUACAAAGGAAAAAUGUAAGAAAAUGUAGAAAGAGUAGCUGACUUAUUUUCAAGGCGCAUUGAAAUGCUUCGCACUGAACUUUAUUUAUAAAAAUUAUGCGUACUAUUUUUUUAUUAUUAUUACUUUUUUUAAAUUUUUGAGAAAUUUCAAAACACCUUUUCUGCUCAAAUCAAAGCUGUGCAUUACUAAACAUUGUCUUUUUAAUAUUUUCUUAUAUUUUAAGAUUUUCUUAUCAAAAAACGGCUAACUAAAAUUAAUUUA
Messenger RNA from Anastrepha ludens (Mexican fruit fly), 8913 nucleotides. RefSeq lists its product as uncharacterized. Gene Ontology annotation, molecular function: protein binding. The transcript is spliced from 12 exons. Lineage: Eukaryota; Metazoa; Arthropoda; Insecta; Diptera; Tephritidae. The record is from RefSeq and is a predicted model, not a curated record. The coding region runs from base 69 to 7298 and encodes 2409 amino acids. Gene Ontology annotation, cellular component: cytoplasm; dendritic spine; plasma membrane. Gene Ontology annotation, biological process: chemical synaptic transmission.